AUGGCUCCCUCAAUCCUCUCCCCCAUCACAUCUACCAUGGACGGAAUCUUUCGUCAGAAGCGUAUCUCGAAUUCUCGCCGCGUUUCAGGACUGCAAGAUGGAGAAAGCGUCACCUCAGGUGUGGCACGCUCUGUCCACUCCCCCCGCGUCACGUCGAGAAGGUUCAACUCAAUGGGAACAACAAACAUUUCGAGUGUUGUGACUUCUCUUCAGCGUCGUAGCGGUGAAGAGCUAGGAACAAACACAUCCUCCCGGCUUCUGACUGCAACUCAUGCUUCAAUCCUCGAGUGGAUCCGUUCUGAGCGUAUGAGCUUGUUGCCACCUGAGGGAAGUGAUUACGAUAAGGUGCUGGCCUGGGCUCAGCUUUUCAUUGAUCGACUACAUUCCUUUGACAUGGCGAUUGAACAAUUUGCCGGAGACAGCUAUCUUGCAGCGCAAUUAUCAUAUGGUUAUUGCGCAAUGCUUCUCGAGCUUGGCCGAGAGAACGCUGCUGCAUUGAUGCUCUCCUUUGGCUUCUUCUACAGCAUCUCCAUGACUCUAGUAAACCUCCUAGAGCGGACGGAGCUCUUUGGUGUCUCCCAAGACAUCCAGGAGCAGCUCAUCCUCGCUCUAGCGGACCUCGUCACUCUCGUCGCAAGCGUUUCGACCCACUUCCACAAGGCGAUUCUGUCAGAAGUAAAAGCCAUUAGAGCCUGGUUGGCCCCAGAGGACCGCGUGGUUGAAAGUAUCGCUGACCACAAUUCCCAUCUGGCACAUGAUCGCGAGGAACUCACAUGUCUUUGGCUGGGCCCGUACCUGACCCGUUUUUUGAAGACGCAACAGAGGCAUCUCAGCAUUACUGGCCAGCCAGGAUCUGGCAAGACCGUUCUUGCUUCUGUCAUCGUGGAUCAUCUGCAACAUCCACACGGUGGCGUAUCCUACCAGGCUCUGCACGUUCCCAUCAAUGGCCGGAUUGCUGUGCAAACAAGCUCCUUAGCGAUUGCAAAGACAAUACUUUCUCAGUUCUUUGAGAAGCGUAUCGGGAAUGUGCAGCUGUUCCGUAUCUUGAGCGAUGCUCUGCAUCGAAGCAAGGUCACUGCUGAUUAUGAAACCUAUGAUAACCUCCUCUGGGACACUGUGGAACAAGCGCUCGCUUCCGCUCUAAAGGGGGCGAAGGGAUUGGUCUUGGUUGUAGACGGUGUAGAUGAGGCAACCUGUGGGGAGGAACAGUUGCUGCAGAGGCUGAUUCGGGCAUCCACACAAUCUUCCAACGUCAGGCUCAUCACACUGGGCUCCCGCAACCCUCCAGAGGCUCCAGGGCAAGCUCGAGUUCGUAUCACUGAAGACAUCAUCUUUGAGGACAUCUCCGCCGUCGUACGUGGCUGCUUUGGGAAUAGCCAGGCUUUCAAGGGCCUGUCAGCCAUAGAACAAGAAACUGUUGUGGAGCGAAUCACAGCGGCGUCAAAGGGUUCGUUCCUUAUAGCCAAGCUCAUCACGAAACGUGUCCGUCGAGAGCAGAGCACGGAAAGCCUGCGAAAAUCAGUUGACAGCCUGAUCUCGGCCAAACCAGCUGUCACCGAUUUCGUUCUCCAUUCUCUGCAACAAGCCGAGGCCACUACCGAAGCCAAGCUCAUGCUGCUCUGGCUUGCUACGGUCGAGCGUCCCUUGCAUGUGCAGGAACUGUCUGCUCUCGCUUCCAUUCAGACAGAGAAACAAACGAUCUCUGAUACGCGCGUCGACAUAUUGCACGCUCUGAAGCCGUUCAAUUCGCUCGUGUUUCUUCAGUAUGACUAUGUGUCCCUCCGUCACGGCCUUAUCCGCAGCGCAGUUGUGGAGAUUUUCACCCAAGGCAAGCUGGUACCAUCUCUCAAGGAUCGCCACAGCGACCUUCUCGCCAGGCUCCUGGUAUAUAUCAAGACCACAAUUACUGAACAGCACGAGCCGUCGUCCGUGCCAUCUCUGGACCACCAGGAGACGAAUAUGCUCUUAGGAAAGUACCCACUCCUUGAGUUUUCCCUCCGCUACUGGGUUUCGGUCUUCCGUCAAACGACAGUGUUCACCAAGGACGGUGAGCCUGCCGCGUCUAAGACGAUUGCAAAGCUGCUCCCAACGUCGACCGUGGUUGUCCGCCUUCUUAGGACCGUGUUGGAUAACGUGUCUACUCCAAUACUAGUAACGUUCCAAACGUUGAUCACCAACGUCUACCGCACCAUAUUGACAACGGAGAAUGUGACCACUCUCCAGGCGAUCAUCACGUUAGCCACGUUGCUGCGCCAGGUUAACCGCCCGGAGACGUUUACUCUAUUCUAUGAGGCAGCCAAUCUCAGCCAAAAACUGCUGACGGCGCGCCACAUCGUCACUCAGCAAAUGGUCACCACCUUCCUAGAAAUCACAACCGAGAGCAUCACGGAAGCAAAAACAGACAUAAUGAUAAAGCGCGAAGAGAUGCUUCAAGUGCUCGUUCAAUCUUACAAAUUACACUACGGUAAUACUUCCGAGAAGGUUAUCGCUGUUCUUGAGCAACUUGCCGAACACUAUCGCAAAGUCAAAGACAUCAAGAGGGCCGAGACUAUUAUUGCUGACAUUCAGUCCAUCACCUCGACUGAUUAUGGCUCGUCCACGGCCGGAUCGACGGGCUCUUUGGACAUUCGCCUUGUCGGCCGUGGAAAGCCGGGUUACGAGGGCGGAUACAUUCUCCGUCUUGACCUGGAAGAGGAGGACGACCUGCUGGAGACAACAGAGUCACUUGAGGUCGAGGCCCUGAUAGAGCGUGCUAAGAAAUAUAUCGAGGAAGGUCGAGUUGACCUUGCAGAGCGUCUCUACGUCGAGUACUGGCAGCGAGCGACCAGAGAAGCCCGCGUGCACUCUUCUGCGGUGUGGGAUGAGAAAAAAUUGAAAAUCAUUCUCGCCUACUCUGUAUUUCUCCGAACUGAAAAGAGGGAGCACGAAGCAUCCUCGGUCCUGACCAGUUUCUGGCAGGAUUACCAACAGACGAGUGUCUCCCUGUCCGAAUCGUCCGUGGUUCAUCUAGAGGAGAUUGCAAAGGUUAUGAAGAGUGUCAGGCUUUCCACCACUGCAUUGAGCGUUUUCAAGCAGAUUUCGGAGUACUAUCAGAGCACUCGCCGUACGGAGACGUCGAGCUACCAGCAGGUUCAACAGUUACUGCAUUCCACCUCUCAAGAGAUCAUCAAGUCUGCCACAUCUGCCUCCAUUGUUUCUGAAUCAACCUUGGAGGAGAUGAUUUUGGAAGUCUCAACCUCGUCCACCUCUAUUAACCAGACAUUCUACAGCAGCACUGAGACUUUAGCCGCCCUGUACAUCUCUCAGCGCCGCUGGCAGCAAGCUUCCCGUAUGAUCAAGCGCAUCCUACACAACACGUGGGCGUCCUUCUUCGCGGCGACACUGCAGGAUGUGACGCUACCUCAGAAACACGUGGAUUCUUCCCUUGUCCUUGCCGAGCGCCUGGCCCAGUGCUACCACUCCCGCCACCGGCUGGCCAAGGAGCAGGACACCCGGUUGCGCAUCUAUUACGCCGUCCGCUCCGGGCUCAGCGUUGAAGACAAGCUGCGCCAGCAUCACGUCUCUGAGUUGCUGCGUCUGCUGGAGAGAACGUCGCAGACUGAGCUGACCAUUAGCGUCUAUCAGGAGCUGCUGAAUGACUACGCCAAGCACUAUGGCCCUGACCAUCCAACGGUCAUUCAGACCCUGCGUACCCUCGCUGAGCUCACCAGGCCACGUCCAAUUUUCCUAGACUACUACCAACAGAUCAUUCAAGCGUUGAACAAGGAUGGGAAAUACCACCCUGAAUCGCUGGAACCCUUGGACAUCGUUGCAGCUGAGCUCUGGAAUCAAGGCCGGUACUCCGAAGCACUGCACUACUGUCACAUUCUCUACACGGCUUGGCUAAACCAUCCCAAACUCAGCCCCAAGUUUCAGGAUGAGAAAUUCGUGAAGGGAAUAUUCACCCGUUACACCCAGUGCCUCCGUGCAGUUCGCACCGAGUACUCGGCGCUCCACAAGGUUACCUUAGACUACCAGGAGAAGUGCAAAGCAGUUUUCAGCGCAACCGCAUCAGUCACCGUGCAGGCGACAUUGACUCUUGCCCAGCUGUGCCAGGAAUCGAAGCACUAUGAAGUCGAAGCAAUCCGCCUGUACGAGGAGCUUCUCAAGAUCAAUUCCAGUGAGGUUCAAUUGGACGAGAUCCGCGCCACUCUCGACUCCCUGUAUGAAGAGCAGUCAGCAAUUCUUUCCAACUCUCAACUGACAGAGUCUGCCUCGUCCACGCAAGUGGAGCAGGCGGUUCGGGUGCUGAAGAAGCGCAUCACAACGCUGCGUGAAAGCUACGGUUGGGCCCAUGAGGAGUCCCUCCUCAGGAUGAAGGAGGUUAUAAGCUUUUAUUCCAGGCAGAGCAAGACCGAGCAGGUGGUCCAAGAACUGCAGGAAGCCACAGUCCAUAUCCUCUCUUCCGAAACGUCUACCACACGUCUGAGUGAGGCGGCUGCGACAAUCGUGUCCUCGUACAUUGAGACGAAGCAGACACAGAAGGCCGUGGAGCUAACCAACGAGGUCUACCGGCAAAUCAUAAGGAAAGACACAACAAAUGUCAAGUCGUCCAAGUUUGAUCUUACCACUAAGAGCCGCCAAAGCUUGAUUUUCCUCGCCCAGCUUGAACACCACCUCUACCGCCAGACUUCCACGGUCACCGAAAUCCUUGCUUCUUUGACCACCGAGCUGGUUUACUUUGAGGAGUUCCAACAGCUGAUUCGGUCUAACAGUACCUUCUUGUCUGCCAGUGCAUCUGCUGCUCGUCUGCAUUACUUCCUGGUGGCGAAUAAACGCCAGCACGUCGCUGCCGAGAUAACUAAUGAAUUCAUUACCUACCUUUUGGCCAACGAGGGCAAGCGGGUUGGAUUCAAGUCUACAGAGGAAGUUAAAGUGUUCGUCAUGAUGGUUUUGAGCUACUUCAGCACUCGUCACUCUAAGGACAUUGUUCGCUCGAUCGGAAUUGCCAGCAACAGCCAUGUUCGCGAACUCAUUAAGUUGAACAAGUUCGAAGAGGCAUGUGAGCUUGCUCUUGCUUCCUUCAAGUAUAUUGCCGCUCAAUCGAGUUACCGCCACCCAGCCAUUGCUCGCUUCGUCCUGGCGCUCAGUAUAAACGUGUCGGGUCGCGGGCUUCACCUCAACGAAGCAACCCGCAAGCGAAUGCUUGCCGUUUCCGCCACCAUCAUCCAGGACGUCCUCAAAGUCCUCGGCGAAUUGAAGAUCAACCUCGCCCAGGUUGGCCUCGAGCAUCUGAACAGCCUCAUCGGUGUUCUUGGCGAACAGGCCGAUUACCCGACUCUCGCGGCGGUUCUCACCUCGAUCUGGCACAGCCGCGAGGCUCAGCGUGAUUGGGAUCCAUACAUCACCCUAUCCCUUGGUCGCCUCUACAUAAUGGCUCGAUACUUCGUUGGUGAUACCACCGCAGCUGUCCGCCUGGCGGAAGACAUCGUCUACAACUGUCGCCGCGUUCACGGCGCUCGCCACCCCAGCACUCUCCAGAUGUCUAUUCUGCUAUCGCAACUCUAUACUGGUAUCGGCCAGCGCUACCAGGCCCACAAGGAUGCGCAAGAGUUAGCGAACCGGUACUACAAGCGCGCUGCCGCACUCCACGAGAAUAUCCUUCGUGCGCUAAGCGACCCCACGUUCGCAGACUUGGACGGCAGCCUCGACGGCGGAAUGAGCACCGACGGCUCCGUUAUCGACCUUGACAGCGACCUUGCAAACGCCGCCCUUAGUGACGACCAAGUCCGCCAACAUUUCAGGCUGUUCAAGCUCGCCAUCCAGCGUCUCGGCGGCUGGCCGAAGGACUAUAGCGAGUACGAGCGCCUCAACGCAGACCUCUUCCGUGAGUACCCUGAUGCUCUCAAGGGCAUCGAAGGCGUCGAGAAAUGGGAUCUCAAGAGCUUUGGAGCAGGAAAGGCGGAGAGUGAUGAGGACCAGGUAGAUGUUAACUUUAGUGAUUGGAGGCUUUUCGGGGAGAGCCAGCUUGUUCACUCGGCGAACGGGGUGAAUGGAGCUGAGUAGGAGCUUUGAUUUUGUUUUCGUGUUGUGUUCAUAUCAGACUGUACUUAAUACUUACUGCGCCUAAUUGAUCCCUUGCACGUUUG
Aspergillus nidulans FGSC A4 is the source of this 6128-nucleotide messenger RNA. RefSeq names its product NACHT domain protein. The transcript is spliced from 4 exons. Lineage: Eukaryota; Fungi; Ascomycota; Eurotiomycetes; Eurotiales; Aspergillaceae. The record is from RefSeq and is a predicted model, not a curated record. Bases 1 to 6045 code for a protein of 2014 amino acids.